AGCCAUCCAAAGCCAAGCUGGACCCUUUUGUUGGAGCACUGAGUCCAUGGGACUGGACCAAGAAUCAGACAGCCAUGGAGCACUUCAAUCAGCGAGCCAAAAGGAAGCCCUCAAUGAAGGCCGGUCGUACUAAGAAGAUCUUUGGAUGGGGGGACUUUUAUUUCAACAUCAAGACCUUGAAGUUUAGCCUCCUUGUGACAGGCAAGAUUGUGGAUCACAUUAAUGGUACCUUCAGUGUCUAUUUCCGACACAACUCCUCCAGCCUGGGCAACGUCUCGGUGAGCAUUGUGCCACCCACCAAAGUUGUAGAAUUUGACGUCUUGCAGUCCACCUUAGCUGAGCCGAAGGAAUCCAAGACCUUCAAUUGUCAUGUGGAGUAUGAGAAGACAAACCGGGCACGCAAGAAUAAGCCCUGCCUGUAUGAUCCAUCCAAGAUCUGUUUCACUGAGCAUACACAGAGCCACGCAGCCUGGCUCUGUGCUAAACCGUUCAAGGUCAUCUGCAUUUUCAUCUCAUUCUUCAGCAUUGAUUACAAGCUGGUUCAGAAAGUCUGUCCGGACUAUAACUUCCAGAAUGAGAAUCCCUACUUUGGCUGA
Thamnophis elegans (Western terrestrial garter snake) is the source of this 596-nucleotide messenger RNA. RefSeq names its product neurexophilin 4 (gene NXPH4). The record is from RefSeq and is a predicted model, not a curated record. Lineage: Eukaryota; Metazoa; Chordata; Lepidosauria; Squamata; Natricidae. The transcript is spliced from 2 exons. The coding region runs from base 75 to 596 and encodes 173 amino acids. Gene Ontology annotation, molecular function: signaling receptor binding.